Messenger RNA from Symbiodinium natans, 486 nucleotides. The record is from the annotation of a GenBank genome assembly. Lineage: Eukaryota; Dinophyceae; Suessiales; Symbiodiniaceae.
AUGCCGCAAGGUGACGCAAACACCUUUCUCAAGUACGAGACUGCGGGCCGCAUCAUGGUAGACUGUCGGACGGUGGACAUUACUUCAGUCAUCGUUAUGCCAAAGUACAAAUUGGAGUAUGCCAAGAACAAGAAAAGGGACAUGGUGCAGCGGUUGGACUUGGCACUUUGUUCUUUGUAUGAAGAUGGUGAAGCUGCUUUUCGCACUGCUUUGGGAAACCCAAGGCAGUGGUCCUUUUCCAUGCAUAAAAAAUUGUUCUACAAGUACACUGUGAUGUAUGUGCUUAGCACGGGCCGUGUCGUGGAUGAACAUCCACAUUUUGUGCACAGUAGCUGCAGCGAGCAGGCUUUCUUUUACAAAUCCGUGUUAGGCAGCUUGAAUCUGCACCCCAUUGCAAGGGGCCCCAAGAUUCUCAAAGCCAGGCGUCCACGGCGGGACAGGCGAACCGAGGAGUUUCGCAAAAAAAUGCGUACUCCUUCGCCUUGA